This is a messenger RNA of Meloidogyne enterolobii, 876 nucleotides long. The record is from the annotation of a GenBank genome assembly. Lineage: Eukaryota; Metazoa; Nematoda; Chromadorea; Rhabditida; Meloidogynidae.
AUGAUUAUUGCCCCAAUAAUUAUUGCAAUUUCAAUUAUUGGUGAUUUACUAACAAUAAUUACUUUAAAUCAUCCUACAAUGAAAAGAAAAAAAGAUAUUUAUAUUUUCUUGUCUUUUUUGGCACUUACCGAUUUGGUCACUUUUUCUAUUUCUGUCCUUUUUAUAAAAAUCCCCCCUUUUAAUUUUUUUCAGUUUGCCCAAUUAUCUGUUAUUCCCCCAAUUCUUUGGAUUCUCGAUUUUCGACAUUGUUCACAAUUAGCAGCUUUUUAUUAUGCACAUAUAGCUUUUCCUCUCUCAAAUGCUUUAAUGGGUGCAAGUGUUUGGGUGGUUAUAUUAAUGACUUUAUAUCAAUUUAAAGCUGUUUGUUAUCCUUUACAUUCACAAUCGCUCCCAAAAGGUGUUUUACGUUGUCCUUUUCUUGUUUGUGAUCGUUCAAUAGAUACUCCUUUAUAUGGAAUGUAUGAAUGGUUUAGAGAAUUUUUAACGAGAUUUUUCCCGUUCUUUCUUCUUGCUUAUUUUAAUAUUAAUAUUUUGGUUACUUACAGAAACACUAAAAGAAAUAGAAUGAGUCUUUCAAGUCCUUCAAUUCAAAAGAAGGCGUUGGUAGAGAAAGGCGAAAAGGAAGAAAGAAGACUAUUUACAUUACUUUUUCUAAUAACUAUUGUUUUUUUCGUUUGCACAAUUCCAGCUGCUCCUUUAACAAUUUUAAUUUCCGAUAAACAAGAUCGUUCUUUGCCUUUUCAGAUUUAUCGUUCAUUGGCUAAUUUACUCGAAAUUACAAAAUUUGCUUUGAAUUUUUAUUUUUAUUGCCUUAUCAAUCCUGGUAUAAAAUUAAUUUUAUUAGGUUUAAUUUUUAAGAAAACAGCCUUAAUUUAA